UGAUGAACAGAGUCUUAACAUUUUAAGGCAGUAUGAUUUAUUUCUAUAUAUGGUUUCUGGGUUUUUUUGUGACCUAUUUAAGAAAUGAUCGCCUACUCUGAAGUCAUAAGAUAGACUACUGUGUUUUCUUCUAGAAACCUUAUUGUUCUACCCUUCACAUUUAGGCCUGUGGUUCGUCUCAGAUUAAUUUUUGUGUACGUACGAACAGUAGUUUCUUCACUUCAGUGCAGAUUGGUUUAUCAUUUUUUCCUUACGACCCUACUUAAGGAAUCUUUACCUAUCUCAAGGUCAUGAAAAUAGUAAGGGAUUUGAGGUUUUUGCUAACAGUUUUAUUGAGCUACAAUUCCUAUACCCUACAGUUCACCUAUCUAACAGAGAUAAUUCGUGGUCUUUAAUAUAUUCAGAAUUGUGUGACUGUCACCACAAUCAAUUUUAAGAUAUUUUUAUCACCCCAGAAGAAACCCCAUACCCAUUAGCAGUCACUCCCCAGUUCCUUACAACCUCUUCUUCUGUCUGCAUAGGUUUGCCUGUUCUGGCUAGACACUUCAUAAAAAUGGAACCAUAUGACCUUUUGUGUCUGGCUUCUUUCACUUAGCAUCGUGUUUUCAAGGUCCACCCGCGUUGUAGCAGUUGCCAAUACCUCAUUCCUUUUAUGGCUGAAUAAUAUUCCAUUGUACGGAUAGACCAUUUUUGUUUAUCCAUGCAUCACUUGAUGGACAUUUGCGUUGUUUCCACUUUGGGGCUAUUACGAAUAAUACCAGUGUGAAAACAUUAAUGUACCGUUUUUUAUGGGGACAUAUAUUUUUGCCACGCUCAGGAGGAGACCUUUCAUUCUUUUUUUUCUUUUUUAAGUAGGCUCCACACGCAGCAUGGAGCCCAGCAUGGGGCUUGAACUCACAACCCGCGAUCACGACCUGAGCUGAGAUCGAGAGUCAGACACUUAACCGACUGAGCCACCCAGGCGCACCAGAACCUUCAUUCUUAAUCAUAUACGAUGAGAUUCAGUGACAACAUGUCUGUAAAGCCCUGGCAUGUACUAAAUGCUCACACAGUGACAGCCAUUUACAGGCUGUGGUUCUGCCAAUGAUCCUGUGAGUGCCGGGGAGUCACCGCUGCCCCUAGGGGCUCCUGUCGUGGAGUGCCCCCCCCCGCCUGUCCCCAGCAUGGCGUCCGACACCCCCGAGUCCCUGAUGGCCCUCUGCACCGACUUCUGCUUGCGCAACCUGGAUGGCACCUUGGGCUACCUGCUGGACAAGGAGACUCUGCGGCUACAUCCAGACAUCUUCCUACCCAGCGAGAUCUGCGACCGGCUCGUCAAUGAGUAUGUGGAGCUGGUCAACGCCGCCUGCAACUUUGAGCCGCACGAGAGCUUCUUCAGCCUUUUCUCCGACCCCCGCAGCACCCGCCUCACCCGGAUCCACCUCCGUGAGGACCUGGUACAGGACCAGGACCUGGAGGCCAUCCGCAAGCAGGACCUGGUGGAGCUGUACCUGACCAACUGCGAGAAGCUGUCCGCCAAGAGCCUGCAGACGCUGAGGAGCUUCAGCCACACCCUCGUAUCCCUGAGCCUCUUCGGCUGUGCAAACAUUUUCUAUGAGGAGGAGAACCCGGGGGGCUGUGAAGACGAGUGCCUCGUCAAUCCCACCUGCCAGGUGCUGGUCAAGGACUUCACCUUCGAGGGCUUCAGCCGCCUACGCUUCCUCAACUUGGGCCGCAUGAUCGACGGGGUCCCUGUGGAGUCCCUGCUACGGCCUCUCAGCUCACUGGCUGCCUUGGACCUCUCGGGCAUCCAGACGAGCGACGCGGCCUUCCUAACCCAGUGGAAAGACAGCCUGGUGUCCCUUGUGCUCUACAACAUGGACCUGUCAGAUGACCACAUCCGGGUCAUCGUCCAGCUGCACAAGCUGCGACACCUGGACAUCUCCCGAGACCGCCUCUCCAGCUACUACAAGUUCAAGCUGACUCGCAAGGUGCUGAGCCUCUUUGUGCAAAAGCUGGGGAACCUGAUGUCUCUGGACAUCUCUGGCCACAUGAUCCUGGAGAACUGCAGCAUCUCCAAGAUGGACGAGGAGGCAGGGCAGACUAGCAUUGAGCCUUCCAAGAGCAGCAUCAUGCCUUUCCGGGCCCUGAAGAGGCCACUGCAGUUCCUUGGGCUCUUCGAGACCUCCCUGUGCCGCCUCACACACAUUCCCGCCUACAAAGUAAGUGGUGACAAAAAUGAGGAGCAGGUGCUGAAUGCCAUCGAGGCCUACACGGAGCACAGGCCUGAGAUCACCUCACGGGCCAUCAACCUGCUUUUUGACAUCGCACGCAUCGAGCGCUGCAACCAGCUUCUGCGGGCCCUGAAGCUGGUCAUCACGGCCCUCAAGUGCCACAAGUAUGACAAGAACAUUCAAGUCACAGGCAGCGCUGCCCUCUUCUACCUGACCAAUUCUGAGUACCGCUCUGAGCAGAGCAUCAAGCUGCGCCGACAGGUCAUCCAGGUGGUGCUGAACGGCAUGGAGUCCUACCAGGAGGUGACGGUCCAGCGGAACUGCUGCUUGACUCUCUGUAACUUCAGCAUCCCCGAGGAGCUAGAAUUCCAGUACCGCCGGGUCAACGAGCUCCUUCUCAGUAUCCUCAACCCCACGCGGCAGGACGAGUCCAUCCAGCGUAUCGCCGUGCACCUGUGCAACGCCCUGGUCUGCCAGGUGGACAACGACCACAAGGAGGCCGUGGGCAAGAUGGGCUUUGUUGUGACCAUGCUGAAGCUGAUUCAGAAGAAGCUGCUAGACAAGAUAUGUGACCAGGUGAUGGAGUUCUCCUGGAGUGCCCUGUGGAACAUCACGGACGAGACGCCGGACAACUGCGAGAUGUUCCUCAACUUCAAUGGCAUGAAGCUCUUCCUGGACUGCCUGAAGGAAUUCCCAGAGAAGCAGGAACUGCAUCGGAAUAUGCUAGGACUCUUGGGGAAUGUGGCAGAGGUGAAGGAGCUGCGGCCCCAACUAAUGACUUCCCAAUUUAUCAGUGUCUUCAGCAACCUGCUGGAGAGCAAAGCUGACGGAAUUGAGGUUUCGUACAAUGCCUGCGGUGUCCUCUCCCACAUCAUGUUCGACGGGCCUGAGGCGUGGGGCAUCUGUGAACCCCAGCGGGAGGAGGUGGAGGAACGCAUGUGGGCAGCCAUCCAGAGCUGGGACAUCAACUCACGGAGAAAUAUCAAUUACAGGUCGUUUGAGCCAAUUCUUCGUCUCCUUCCCCAGGGCAUCUCCCCUGUCAGCCAGCACUGGGCCACCUGGGCCCUGUACAACCUUGUGUCUGUCUACCCGGACAAGUACUGCCCCCUGCUGAUCAAAGAAGGGGGGCUGCCCCUUCUGAAGGACAUGAUCAAGAUGGCCACCGCUCGGCAGGAGACGAAGGAAAUGGCCCGCAAGGUGAUUGAGCACUGCAGUAACUUUAAAGAGGAGAACAUGGACACGUCCAGAUAGAGGCCUCCGUCCCCACGGCCGCCACUGCUCUGGACCACGAGGCCAGGAGGAAGCUCUCAAGCAGCCCAGCGGGCAGACCCCCACCGGGGAGCCUUCCGCUGGAUGAAGGGACACAGGGGGACUUUUGCACAACCGACGCUUUUCCUUAACAUUAGUGAGAUAUAUAUAUUAUAUAUAUAUUAUAUAUAUAUAUAUUAUUUUUUUUGGUUAGGAAGUGUGAAGUUUUGUGUGUAUGAUUUCUGUACAAAAACAAAAGAAACACUCCUUGAGUCCUCGCAGCUUCCUUGGCCAUUCUCAAGCCCCAACUCCAAGCCUUCAUCGCUGCCACUCACUCCUGCCCCCCACCCCCGACUAAAUGCCUCUAACGUUGUGAGAGUCCAGUCCUUUCCCAGUGACCUCAGACCCUGGCCUCACUUCCCAUUAGGAGAGGCAGCAGGCUUUUAACAGCCCACUCUAGCACCCCAACCCAUCCCCCAAAGCCUGAGAACCCCCUCUGGGCUCCUGGGUGUGGCUGAUGGCGUUCGGGAUGAAAACUAGCCCCACUGGGUCUCCCAAAUGCCUUGGUGCUCCCGGCCGUGGGCCAUCUGGGGCGAGGAAGCGAGUGCUCAGGCCCAGGCAGCCCCGGCCCCAGAGGACCCUCAGGAGUGGGGCUCACAGCGGCCCCGCUGUUCUCUGGCCGGGCCUGCCUGAGGCCACGCUGCUACGGAGGCUGCCUCCUGGUCUCCCACCAGGUCCCAGGCUAGUGAAGGCCCCAGCCCAGGGCUGGUCAGAACUCCGGCAGAUUCCACUGCCUCUUCUGCCAAACAGAUUCAGCACCUGCCCCAGCCCUGGAAGCCAGCACCUCUGGGACCGGGGCUUGCCCCUCACUCCCCAGCCCUUCGCCUGCCCGCAGUACCCAUGGUGCCCAGGCACCCCACCAGCAGAACUGAGCCGGCCUCACUCGCCUCCCCCACCCGGCCUGCCCCGCUGCCUGGAGGACCCCACCUGUCUCUCUGUGAGGCAGGAGGUCCCCACUCCAGCCGGACCCGCAGCAACAGCUAACUGCCUCCAGACCAGCACCGGGCACAGCCUGCAGUGGCCCCGCGUGGCCCUUCCGAGCCUCUCCUCCCUGUCCCCAGGCUUUACCUCGGGAACCUCUGUGCCGUGUUUCAGAGAAGUGUGAGCCGCAAAUGUAUCUCGAAAUAUCUUGUGGUCCUCCCUUGAUGUAACUCCGAAUUGCUUCUCGUGAGACAGGCAGUGGUAAGGAUGCCCUUCCAGAACAAGGCGCUGGGGGAGCAGGGCCGACUCUGCAGGCUUCCCUUUGGGGAUGACCUUUCUUCCUUCCUCCUUCCCUGGGCCUGUUUUUGGAUUCUUCUAGCAUUUCUGCCUCCAGGCAGGACAGGCUGGAUGAGCAGCCCCCGGGAGAGGCACCGGCCUCCCCUGAAGUCUGUCCCUGCCAGCCCCGGGAAGGGGCCGGCUGCCCCGCGCUCCCCCAGCUCGGCAAACAGGCCACAUCUGCCCCUCCCUCCAUGCUCACAUGGCCUGAGCCAGACCCUGGGCAGAGCUCACAUUGCAUUGCUUUACCACCUGGGGCCUGAGUAAAUGUCUGUACUUUGGGAUGUCACAGAAAUACAUUUUUGUGCAAAGUG
This is a messenger RNA of Felis catus (domestic cat), 5092 nucleotides long. RefSeq names its product zyg-11 related cell cycle regulator (gene ZER1). The coding region runs from base 1164 to 3464 and encodes 766 amino acids. The record is from RefSeq and is a predicted model, not a curated record. Gene Ontology annotation, molecular function: protein binding. The transcript is spliced from 16 exons. Gene Ontology annotation, cellular component: Cul2-RING ubiquitin ligase complex. Lineage: Eukaryota; Metazoa; Chordata; Mammalia; Carnivora; Felidae.